Messenger RNA from Penaeus monodon (black tiger shrimp), 1097 nucleotides. Its product is annotated as EMI domain-containing protein 1-like. The coding region runs from base 157 to 882 and encodes 241 amino acids. The transcript is spliced from 5 exons. Lineage: Eukaryota; Metazoa; Arthropoda; Malacostraca; Decapoda; Penaeidae. The record is from RefSeq and is a predicted model, not a curated record.
AGGUUGGUGGCGACCGUCGCGUCCGUGCCUCUCCCUCGGCAGACGAGGGAGGGGGAGGGGCGGGGCGCGAGUCACGUGACCACCCUCCUCGCACUCACCGAGGUCGAGAAGGAUCGUCAGAACUCUUUCGAAGGAUCAGAAGUUAAGUUCUCAACCAUGAAGUGGAUGCUUCGGACAGGCUGGCUGACCUGUCUCCUGGUGACCUGGGCGGCCGCUGCUAUUCUUGACAACCGGGAGACCCCGACAGCCGACGAUUCAGAGCAGGUUCCGCGGGUUGAGGACGAGGUCGUGCUCGACCAUGUGGCUGCCAUGGAGCGCUGGAGGGAGCUGAAGGCGAGGCUCCUGAACCUGAAGCCGAGUGAUGUGGAGCACGACCCCAGCCGCGACGAGGAGCACGACCGUCACCUUAGGUCGCUCUUCCCGGCCGGCUACAGCGGGUGUUCGUGCUCGGACCUGGCUGCCAUCGCCGCCCAGAUCACCAUCUUCGAGGGUGAAAUCAAGGAGAUAGGCAAGCUGGAGGACAAACUGGAACUCACGGCGGCAGCCAUUAAGCAGCUCGCGGCCUGGGUCGACUCAGGAGUCAAGGGCCCCCAGGGACCAGCGGGAAGCCCUGGCGAGCCCGGCGUGACAGGUCCCUCCGGUGACCCUGGCGAGGCUGGCGCGGACAUCACCGUCGAUCGGCGAGGCGUCCCGGGCCCUCCAGGAUCCCCAGGGCCGCCUGGCGUCGCGGGCGUGAACGGCGACCGCGGAGACUGCACCAAGGGCGAGAAGGGCCAACAGGGCCAGAAGGGCGACCCGGGCGUGGGCGUGCGGGGCCCCCGAGGACCUCCCGGACCCCCAGGCGAGAGGGGCAGCCCCGCCCCGAAUUUCUCCGGGAAGUAGAGGCGCCCCUGCGGAAGACCUCGGCUCCCAAGUGACUCUGCUUCCAGUCUUUGUUAAAUUCGGCGACAUCAACUCGCAGAUGUAUUAAGAAACCCGAAAGGGUUCGCGGUCAGCAGCUUGCCUCGCGAGACGCUGACCGCCGUAACGAGAACAUUCACUAAGAAACUGGCAUGUGUACCCCUCCCGUUUUUUGCUAAUAAACUCAGAGAUCACCA